Chenopodium quinoa (quinoa) is the source of this 872-nucleotide messenger RNA. RefSeq names its product fatty acid desaturase 4, chloroplastic-like. The record is from RefSeq and is a predicted model, not a curated record. Bases 1 to 702 code for a protein of 233 amino acids. The transcript has 2 exons. NCBI's taxonomy places the organism in Eukaryota, Viridiplantae, Streptophyta, Magnoliopsida, Caryophyllales, Amaranthaceae.
AUGGACAUCCAACCGAGCACCACUCGAGCCAUUCGAGCUCAAGAUAAAACCACUAAUGAGCAUAAAUCCGAUUAUCCAACCUCAAAAUCUAUAUGGGUGCACCAAGCAUGCAAUACAAAAGCUAUUCUAUUCUAUUUCUCUCUAAUUUGUCAGAAACCCAUCUUAGCAGGCUUAGCUGGAUACAUUUUCUCAGAUCUUAUCACUGGAGUCUACCAUUGGAGCAUUGACAACUACGGAGAUGCCAAAACCCCAAUAUUUGGAUCUCAAAUCGAGGGUUUUCAAGGGCACCAUGAGAAGCCUUGGAUCAUCACUAGAAAACAUAUAGCCACCAACCUCUAUGAACUAUCCCAAAUCAUUACGUUAAUUUUCUUACCUAUUAACCUAAUUUGCAAUAACCCGAUUUUGUUAGCAUUUGUCGGAUCUCUCUCCACCGGUGUCUUAUUUUGCCAACAAUUUCAUGCAUGGUCCCACACAACAAAUAACAAAUUACCCACAAUAGUUGUGGCCUUACAAGAUUUGGGGGUGCUAGUGUCACGCUCACAACAUGCUGCCCAUCACCAUGCUCUUUUUAAUAGUAAUUAUUGCAUAGUGAGUGGAAUUUGGAACAAUUUUUUAGAUGAAAUUAGGGUUUUUGAGGCAUUUGAAAAGGUUAUAUUCUUUUGGUUUGGAGUAAAGCCAAGGUCUUGGAAUGAGCUAACUUGAAAUGGAAUGGGUAGAAUAUUGCAUCUCCUUCCUGAAAUUUACGCCUUCUUAAAUGUUUUGGAGGUCCUGUGCUACUACUGAAAACAAAGAACCUUAAAUCAUUUAAAUUUGUACAAAGUAAUCUUAGUAUUACAUAAAGGUGGUAUUAAUAACUACCAACAAAAAUUGCG